CAUCUUCUUCCCUUUCCUCUGCACCGGACUUAGUGACUAAAGAUCAUUGGCUCUAUGAAAUAUCUCUGGGGAACCACAGGUCCAACUUUGUGAAGCAGCAUCACUUAUCUGUGACACUUCUACAAGGCCUGAGGGAGAGAUGGCAGCAAUCAAGACUUGGGUAUUCUCUUUCCUGGUCCUUGAGGUCACCACUGUGCUGGGGAGACAGACGAUGCUUGCCCAGUCAGUGAGAAGAGUCCAGCCUGUGAAGAGGACCCCUAAGACCCUUGCCAAGCCUGCUGACUCCCAGGAGAGUCCUGGAGAGUGGACAACGUGGUUUAACAUCGACCACCCAGGUGGGCAGGGUGACUAUGAGCGGCUGGAUGCCAUUCGCUUCUACUAUGGGGAGCGUGUGUGUGCCCGUCCCCUGCGGCUAGAGGCCCGGACCACUGACUGGAUGCCUGCGGGCAGCACUGGCCAGGUGGUCCACGGCAGUCCCCAUGAGGGCUUCUGGUGCCUCAACAGGGAGCAGAGACCAGGCCAGAACUGUUCCAAUUAUACCGUGCGCUUCCUCUGCCCACCAGCUUGUGACCUGACCUGCCCCAUGGGCCAGGUAAAUGCUGACUGUGAUGCCUGCAUGUGCCAGGACUUCAUGCUUCAUGGGGCCGUCUCCCUCCCUGGAGGUGGCCCAGCUCCAGGAGCCACUGUCUACCUGCUGGCCAAGGCACCAAAGAUGCUGACCCGAACAGACAGCAGCGGGAGGUUCCGAGUUCCUGGCUUGUGUCCUGAUGGCAAAACCAUCCUGAAAAUCACCAAGACCAAGUUUGCCCCAAUUAUGAUCACGAUGCCCAAGACUAGCCUGAAGUCAGCCACCAUCAAUGCGGAGUUUGUGAGGGCAGAGACCCCAUACAUUGUAAUGAACCCUGAGAUGAAAGCACGUCGGGCUGGGCAGAGUGUGUCUCUGUGCUGCAAAGCCACGGGGAAACCCAGUCCGGAUAAGUACUUCUGGUACCACAACAACACACUGCUGGAUCCCUCCCUCUAUAAGCACGAGAGCAAGCUGGUGCUGAGGAACCUGCAGCAGGACCAAGCAGGGGAGUACUUCUGUAAGGCUCAGAGUGAUGCUGGGUCUGUGAAGUCCAAGGUCACCCAGCUCACUGUCAUUGCACAUGAUGAGACUCCUUGCAACCCAACCCCAGAGAGCUACCUUAUCCGGCUGCCCCACGACUGCUUUCAGAACGCCAGCAAUUCCUUCUACUACGACGUAGGCCGCUGCCCGGUCAAGACCUGUGCAGGGCAGCAGGACAAUGGGAUCCGGUGCCGAGAUGCUGUGGAGAACUGCUGCGGCAUUUCCAGAACAGAGGAGAGGGAGAUCCAGUGCAGUGGGUACACACUGCCCACCAAGGUGGCUGUGGAGUGCAGCUGCCAACGAUGCGCAGAGACACGGAGCAUCGUCCGGGGCCGAGUCACUGCUGCUGACAACGGGGAGCCCAUGCGCUUUGGCCAUGUGUACAUGGGGAAUAACCGCGUGAGUAUGACUGGCUACAAAGGCACCUUCACCCUCCACAUCCCCCAGGACACGGAGAGGCUGGUGCUCACAUUUGUGGACAGGCUGCAGAAGUUUGUCAACACAACCAAAGUGCUGCCCUUCAACAAGAAGGGAAGCGCAGUGUUCCACGAGAUCAAGAUGCUUCGGCAGAAAGAGCCCAUCACGUUGGAAGCCAUGGAGACCAACAUUAUCCCCCUGGGAGAGGUGAUUGGUGAAGACCCUGUGGCUGAGCUGGAGAUUCCAUCCAAAAGUUUCUAUAGGCAGAAUGGGGAGCCCUUCACAGGAAAGGUAAAGGCCAGUGUGACCUUCCUGGAUCCUCGGAACAUCUCGACGGCCACAGCUGCCCAAAGUGACCUCAACUUCAUCAAUGAUGAAGGAGACACCUUUCCCCUUAGAACAUAUGGUAUGUUUUCAGUGGACUUUAGAGAUGAGGCCACUUCCGAGUCACUUAAUGCUGGCAAGGUGAAGGUCCACCUUGACUCAACCCAGGUCAAAAUGCCAGAGCAUGUGCCGGCCAUGAAACUCUGGUCGCUCAACCCAGACACAGGACUGUGGGAAGAGGAAGGGGAUUUCAAGUUUGAAAGCCAAAGGAGGAACAAGAGGGAAGAGAGAACCUUCCUAGUGGGCAAUAUGGAGAUCCGGGAGAGAAGGCUCUUUAACCUGGACGUCCCUGAAAGCCGAAGGUGCUUCAUUAAGGUGAGGACUUACCGGAGCGAGAGGUUCCUGCCCAGUGAGCAAAUUCAGGGGGUUGUGGUCUCAGUGAUCAAUCUGGAGCCCAGAACUGGCUUCUCAUCUAACCCCAGGGCCUGGGGCCGAUUUGACAGUGUCAUCACAGGGCCCAAUGGGGCCUGCCUGCCUGCCUUCUGUGAUGAUCAGUCCCCCGAUGCUUACUCUGUCUAUGUCUUGGCAAGCCUUUCUGGAGAAGAACUAGAGGCAGUUGAGUCUUCUCCUAAAUUCAACCCAAAUGCAAUCGGUGUCCCUCAGCCUUACCUCAACAAACUUAAAUACCGUCGGACAGACCAUGAGGAUCCACGGGUCAAAAAGACGGCUUUCCAAAUCAGUAUGGCCAAGCCAAGGCCCAACUCAGCUGAGGAGAGCAAUGGGCCUAUCUAUGCCUUUGAGAACCUUCGGGCAUGUGAGGAGGCACCGCCCAGUGCAGCUCACUUCCGGUUCUAUCAGAUCGAGGGGGAUCGCUAUGACUAUAACACAGUUCCUUUCAAUGAAGAUGACCCUAUGAGCUGGACUGAAGACUACCUGGCAUGGUGGCCCAAGCCAAUGGAGUUCAGGGCCUGCUAUAUCAAGGUUAAGAUUGUGGGGCCACUGGAGGUGAAUGUACGAUCCUGUAACAUGGGAGGCACCCACCGGCAGACUGUGGGGAAGCUCUAUGGGAUCCGGGAUGUGAAGAGUACUCGGGACAGAGACCAACCUAAUGUCUCAUCUGCCUGCCUGGAGUUCAAGUGCAGUGGAAUGCUGUAUGACCAAGACCGUGUAGACCGCACAUUAGUGAAGGUUAUCCCCCAGGGCAGCUGCCAUCGAGCUAGUGUUAACUCGAUGUUGCACGAGUACCUGGUCAACCACCUUCCCCUGGCAGUCAACAAUGACACCAGUGAGUAUACUAUGCUGGCACCCCUGGACCCUCUGGGCCACAAUUACGGUAUCUAUACUGUUACUGACCAGGACCCUCGUACAGCUAAAGAGAUUGCGCUCGGCCGGUGCUUUGACGGCACUUCCGAUGGUUCCUCCAGAAUCAUGAAGAGCAAUGUGGGAGUCGCCCUGACCUUUAACUGUGCAGAAAGGCAGGUAGGCCGCCAGAGUGCCUUCCAGUACCUCCAAAGCACACCAGCCAGGUCCCCAGCUACAGGCACUGUCCAGGGAAGAGUACCAGCCAUGAGGCAACAACGGGCAAGCAGGGGUGGCCUACGCCGGCGUGGAAGCAUGGCCCCUCUGAGAUUUUCUGGUGUUGCUCAACAACCUCUGAGCAACUAAGUCUUGUGGUGCUUAGUCCUCUCUGUCCAUCUCAUGUGACAGCUGUCGUGAGACUGAUGCACACACUGUCACUUGUUAAUUUAAACUGGUUUGGUGCAGUUUGCUUCUUUGUGCCUUUACUUACUGUCUCUGCCUCGUGAUACUGAUCGGCACAGGGCCCCCACGAUGACAAAACAAAGAUUCCCCUCUU
Mus caroli (Ryukyu mouse) is the source of this 3704-nucleotide messenger RNA. The record is from RefSeq and is a predicted model, not a curated record. Lineage: Eukaryota; Metazoa; Chordata; Mammalia; Rodentia; Muridae.